Camponotus floridanus (Florida carpenter ant) is the source of this 1328-nucleotide messenger RNA. RefSeq names its product caspase-1. The transcript has 4 exons. Gene Ontology annotation, biological process: proteolysis; apoptotic process. Lineage: Eukaryota; Metazoa; Arthropoda; Insecta; Hymenoptera; Formicidae. Bases 205 to 1116 code for a protein of 303 amino acids. The record is from RefSeq and is a predicted model, not a curated record. Gene Ontology annotation, cellular component: cytoplasm.
UAUAGUCACCUUUACGGCAUCAUAUGAGGCUGUCUGUGAUUGUGAAUCAUACAGUUAUCAACAAGUAUUAUCGCGCGUUUUCCUUUACGGACGUGCUUUUACGCUGCUGCGUAAAGUUAUUUUCGAGUUUAUUUGCGAACACAACGGUCACAAAACUGCGCAACAAAGUUUUUUCCCCUGUAAUCGAACACAAGACGCAACGCCAUGUGUUCUACCGAGCCCAAUAAUAUCAAUAAUGGCGAGAAACAACAACGAGAUAGCGACGAUGUUGGCGAUGCAUUCGGAUCAUUAGGAAUCAGCAGAAACAAUAUAACUCCUGCUGCAUCAUUACAAACAUCACCAACUGAACGUUAUGCUACACAUUAUAAAAUGAAUCAUCCUAAACGUGGUAUAGCUUUAAUCUUUAAUCAUGAAUUUUUCACUAUCUCGCAUCUCAAAUCUCGCGCUGGUACAAAUGUAGACUGCGAUAAUCUUAUUAAUACACUAAAAAAUCUUGGAUUUGAAGUAAAUGAUCUCCAUAAUUCUACUCAUAGAGAUAUAGUAAAACAGUUAGAAAGAGUUGCAGACAUGGAUCAUUCUGAACAUGAUUGCUUGAUAAUAGCCGUAUUAAGCCACGGCGAACUCGGUCAACUCUACGCUCAUGACACUUCAUAUAAAGCAGAUUCUCUCUGGCAUCACUUCACUGCCGAUAGAUGUCCGACUCUCGCUGGAAAACCUAAACUAUUUUUCAUUCAAGCUUGUCAGGGUGACAGACUAGAUCCGGGCAUAGUUUUCAAGGAACGAACAGAAACAGAUGGAUUACCAACCGCGACAUAUCGUAUUCCUUCUCAAGCUGACUUUAUGAUUGCCUAUUCAACCAUACCAGGUUACUAUUCCUGGAGAAACACUAGCCGCGGAUCAUGGUUUAUACAAGCUUUGUGCUUGGAAUUACGCGAAAAUGGCAUUCGAUACGAUUUGUUAACUUUGUUAACAUUUGUAUGUCAGCGUGUUGCCAUAGAUUUUGAAUCAAACACGCCCGAUAAUCUAACUAUGCAUCAACAAAAACAGAUUCCGUGCAUCACUUCUAUGCUGACACGCUUGGUAAAAUUUACAUCUCCAAUGAAUGGAGUUGUAUAGUCAAUCGUAUAAGAAGCUAUAUAAAAAAAUUCAUGUACUUGUAUCUGUGCCAGUGAUACAUUUUUAUAUGUCAGAAUAAUACAUUCUUUUUUUUGUUUCUUUUCUUUAAUUACAUUUUUCAUAUUACAUCAUUGAUCGCAUUUUUUUGUGUAUUAUGUUCCUUUCUUGUGUAACAGAUAAAUACAAUUACUGCCACAUUUAUAAUUUUUUUA